This is a messenger RNA of Fusarium vanettenii 77-13-4, 1512 nucleotides long. RefSeq lists its product as uncharacterized. Gene Ontology annotation, cellular component: PcG protein complex; transcription regulator complex. Gene Ontology annotation, biological process: regulation of transcription by RNA polymerase II. The annotation marks the transcript as partial. NCBI's taxonomy places the organism in Eukaryota, Fungi, Ascomycota, Sordariomycetes, Hypocreales, Nectriaceae. The transcript has 3 exons. The record is from RefSeq and is a predicted model, not a curated record. Gene Ontology annotation, molecular function: DNA-binding transcription factor activity, RNA polymerase II-specific; RNA polymerase II cis-regulatory region sequence-specific DNA binding.
AAACUGGCUCUCGCAGCUCAACCCACGGCCAACCCCAACUGGGGACGUUGGCCACAGCAACUCUCUGGAGAGUACACCAUGAUGGAGUCCCCAUCCAUGCUCCCCUUUGACUCUCGAACCGCAACCACUGCCCCUCUCCAGCGACCCAUCAUGGCUCCCUACAUGGUACCCAACUCGUACAGCUCGGCCCAGAUGAACAGCCUCACUGCGACUCACUACCAGGCGCCCAACCCUUACCAGUUCAGCGGCUACCAGGGCCCUCCUACUCCUCCCCAUAACUCCUCCCCCUUCAAGGUGGAAUACCACGACCGUCGCCCCAUGGGACCCGACAGCGACAACGGACGAGUUCCCUCCUACCACCGGGGUGCCAAGUACUCUUACGCUGAGCAAGCGCCCUCUCCUGCACGAAGCGACUCCCAGGCCUCCACUGCUCGGUCUUCGGUCAACAACCCAACACUCUGCUCCAAGACCAUCACCUCCAACGAGACUAUCAACCCUGAUGACCAGGUCAACUUCGAGACCGAGGUGGAUGAGUUGAUGAAGGCUAUCCAACGCAAGGGAGAGAAGGAGCUGGAUGUCGCACAACAGCCACUCACCCCAGGCAUGUCGCCUGUCUCGGAGGCCAGCCUUGAGAACAACGGCACCCCAGCCCCUGCGGAUUCCAAGACAUCCAAGAAGCGAUACGUUUGCAAUGGCCCCAACUGCAGGAAGAGCUUCACCCAGAAGACCCAUCUCGACAUCCACCGCCGCACACACACUGGUGACAAGCCCUAUACUUGCGAAUUCCCUGGAUGCAAGCUCACCUUCUCGCAACUGGGAAACCUCAAGACCCAUAUGCGCCGCCACACUGGCGAGCGACCCUACUCCUGUGGCAAGUGCGGUCGCAAGUUUGCCCAGCGUGGCAAUGUUCGAGCGCACGAGCAGACUCACCAAGGUCUCAAGCCCUUCAUCUGCCGCCUGGAUGACUGCAACAAGACGUUCUCUCAACUUGGCAACAUGAAGACUCACCAGAACAACUUCCACAAGAAGACGUUGAAGAACCUCACCAUGAGGUUCGCUCAGAUCCUCAACUCUGGAGAGGAGGUCCCCGAGGCCGAGCGUGAGCUCUUUGAGUACUUUGCCACCCACUACAAGAACAGCAACAAGGGUAUCAAGGGCCGUGGAAAGGCUCGCACUGUCGCUGAGCGCAAGACGAAGCCUUCCCAGUCCCCUCCUACCAACCCCAACACUGUCACACCUCAGUACCCUCUUCCUCAGAUCCCCCCUACCCAGCAGAUCCCCUCUCCUCACCAGCCUCAUGGCCUGUCUCACCCUGGCAGCCUUGCAGCCUACAGCAUGAGCCGUGGACACCCCAACGUCAUCAACAACAUGCCUCGUGAGUCUCACGCUGGCGGUUAUGAGAUGUACGACAUGCAGGGGGGACACCACCAUGUCCAACCCUCCAACAACAACGGCAUGAUGUACGAGGAAGAGCAUGCUCGCGAGAUGGGCUUCAACGAGCGCAUGUACUGA